AUGACGAACGGAAGGAAGAUGGAAUACAAGCUUGUUGACUCUGAGAAGGACAUUGAAAGGAGCUACGAGCCCAGGAGAAAGCCGAAGAGAAGCAGGAUACAGCUUCACGACUGGCAGAGCAUGCUCUUGGAGCACAGCUUCCGAAUGAAUCCGUAUCCAGAUCGGAUAGAAAAGUAUAACUUGUUCCUGAAGACAAAGAUUCCGAUGAAGAACGUCAAGAUCUGGUUCCAGAACAGACGUGCACGGGAAAAGUCAUUCUACGAGGAGGCGGUAGAAGUGCACAGGGAUGGGAGAAGGGCUGGACAUAGAAGCCUAGGCUCUAGAAGCGCCCUAUUUGCCGAGGAGUUCCAAUACCGUAGAUACUAG
Molecule: messenger RNA, 366 nt
Organism: Encephalitozoon cuniculi GB-M1
Lineage: Eukaryota; Fungi; Microsporidia; Unikaryonidae
Exons: 1
Coding region: 1-366 (121 amino acids)
Biological process (GO): regulation of DNA-templated transcription
Cellular component (GO): nucleus
Molecular function (GO): transcription cis-regulatory region binding
Source: RefSeq, marked provisional